GAGUGUUGCGGAGCGCGGGCUGAGCUGCCCUGACCAAUCAGAGACCAGGCACUUUUGAAUUUUCAGCAUGAUUCAAGCGCGCGCUGCCGCUGCGUCUUUCGUGCUCGGUUGAUAGUGGCUGAAACCUCAAAUCUUGGUCUGCUUCAACCUGAAACUGUGGAGGGAACAAUUGAACUUUUACCAGUGUGCAGCAUUUAAUCCGGGCUACUGAAUGAACUUUUAAAGCUUAGUGAGGAUCCCUGCUGGAGGCAUUUCAAAUAACCACCUUAUUGCUAUCUGAAACUGGAGCCCUUGAAGCUUUUAAUAUUUUGGUGGGGGAAAUUGCCAUGGCAGCCGGGGGUCCCCUCAAAGAGCUCUGUGAUGAAACUACUUGUCCCAUUUGCCUGGAGUAUUUCAAAGAUCCAGUGAUCAUUGGCUGUGGGCACAUUUUCUGCCAAGCUUGUAUUACCCAGUGCUGUGGCCAGUCAGACACAGACACUUGUUGUCCUCAGUGCAGAGAAACGAUUCAGGCAAAGAAUGUCAAACCAAACCGACAACUGGCAAAUGUUGUGGAACUCGUCAAGAAACUUCAGGAGGGAAAAAGAGCAGAAGAAAAGAGUGGAAUAUGUGCAAGGCACCAGGAGCCCUUGAAACUCUUCUGCAAGGAUGAUGAAGCUCCCAUCUGUGUGGUGUGUGACAAAGCCAAAGACCACAGGAACCAUGAGGUGAUUCCUUUGGAGGAAGCUUAUGAAGAGUAUAAGGAAGUAAUCCAAGACCAGCUGCCAUCUCUGGAGAAAGUGAGAGAGAAGUUUACGGAACAGACGGUGGCUGAAAAGCAGCGAGGCCAGGAGUGUCUGACAAAGGUGCAGGAUGAGAGGCAGAAGAGCUUGUCUGCCUUUGAUCAAAUGCAGAAGUUGCUUGAGGAGAAAAAGAGUUUCUGGCUGGCUCUGCUGGAUGACCUGGAAAAGAAGACCAAGAAGAGACAGGAAGAAAAUGUCACCAGGCUCUCGGAGGAGAUUCUUAGUCUCUCUAACUUGAUCACAGAGAUGGAAAGGAAGAGCCUGCAGCCAGCAAGUGAGUUCCUGCAGGACAUCAGCAGCAUCUUGAGCAGGUGUAAGGAAGCACAAGGGAAGCAACUGGUGGACUUUUCUCCAAAUCUGGAGGAAACACUCAGGAUUUACACUGAGAAAAAUUCUGCUGUAGAAAAGGCUGUCGAAAAAUGUGCAGAGUCUCUGGAGGAAGCACUGCACAAAGUGAACGUGACUCUGGAUCCAGACACGGCACAUCCUGAACUCAUUCUGUCGCAGGAUCUGAAGAGUGUGGAAAAUAGAGGGGGAUAUCAGCAACAACCUGGCAACCCUGAGAGAUUUGAUGUUGGGCCCUGCAUUCUGGGUCGUGAGAAAUUCACUUCAGGAAGGCAUGAGUGGGAGGUGAAUGUAGAGGGGGCAUUAUCCCAAUGGGCUGUGGGAGUCGCACGAGAGUCUGUCAAGAGGAAGGGAAAUAAGAGCCUAACUCCUAAUGAAGGAUUCUGGGCUGUGCAGGUGAAAAGCAUACCUGACUUUUAUGGAUCAAUGCGAAGUUGGGAACUCUUAGCUUUGACAUUCCCUCGGCCAACCAAAUUGUCCUUGGGAAGUAAGCUCAGAAGGAUCUGUGUAUCCCUCGACUAUGAAGAAGGCUGUGUAGCAUUUUCUAAUGUGGAUACAGGCAAGCUGCUCUUCCAUUUCUCUUCUGCCUCUUUCUCUGGAGAGAGGAUCUGUCCCUUUUUCUUGGUGUAUUCAGGAAGCAGACUGAAGUGCUGAAUCUCAAGAACUCCCGCCACUGAAUAUGGAUGACAUAAUAGUGUUCCUUCUAUACUUGCCUGAGAGCAAGAUUGUGAUAGAGAAACUUAAUGGUCUCCAAGCAAGACACCACUGCUGUGGCCUUUACAAGCUCUCUCUUCUUCUUUUCUUUCUGCCAUGGCUGCUCUUGCACACAGUCUUUCACUGUCAUGGACACAGUACUGUACUCAUUCUCCCUCCCCUUACCUCCUGCUGCUGGAGCCACUGCCCUCUCUCUCUCCCUCCCCUCUUCUUCCACUGUAGCUGCUAUUCUCUCUCGUGCUUCUUUUCCUCCUGUUGUCUCUGCAGCCACUUUCUGUCCAGUUUGCGCCCAGUUGUGAGUAGCUGAAUGAGUCCUUCCCUCUCACCCCCAAGUGAGAGGGGAAAGUGCAUCAACCCCCGUACUGCCUUGUGAGCAGACUGGAAAAUGGGGGUGGUCGCAUUGCCUGGUAAGGGGAUGGAUACACUCUUUCCUCUCGUUGAAGUAUGAGAAAAGGACUUGUUCAACCACUUACAGCUAUGCAAACUGGCAGGAAGUGGUGGCAUUGGCCACUGCAGUAGCAGGAGGAAGAAGAGUGGGAGGGGAAGCAAGAGAGAGGAAGAGUCAGAAUGGCAAGCCAAGGGCUGGGGCCUGUGCCCAGGGGGCUAGCACUGGACUGGAUUGCAUAAUAGAGGGUGAUGGUUGGGCAGGUGGCCCCCUGAACACUUGGCAGGGCCUUUGACAUCACCCCAAAAGGGGGGGAUCGUGCCCCAGGCAGGUUGGCGGCAGCCCCCACUGCAAAAAUAGUUAGGAAUAGUGAAUGACCAUUUUAAAUGACUAUUUUCUCUAUCCUCCCCCCAAUACAAAACAUAAAGUUUAAAACCUUUUUUGAAGGGGUUCUUGUGCCCUUUGAAGGCUUCAUGGUGGUAGGCAGAAAUGCAGCAUUCAUCCUUUCCUGUCGUUGCAUCUGUUGAAGUUUGAGUGUCAUGAUGCUUUUAAAGACACAGGGGAGAAAAGCCCUGGGAGGAAAAAAGAACUGAACUUUUGCCCUGCCACCCCUCUGCCCCAAUAAUGUUCUUAUCAAGCGGGUUUCUGUUGUUGUUUGGUAAAGAUGACACUACAAUGUGAAGAAAGCAGUUGACUCUCCCUAUUGUGAGUUACAUUGACGUUUUCUAACUCUUCAACUUUUGCCCCACACAUGGAGGAUUCUAGGAUCUGCAGCUGAGAACUGGAGGUGUUAUUGUAGAUCAAACCACUCUAAGGAGCCAGGUGAUCGAGGUUAUUUCUCUUCUGAGUGUAAUCAAGAUAGAACCCCCUGUAGAGUUCCAUGCUAGAAGUCGAAGAACAAAAGACAUGAGGAGAAGAGGGCAAUGGUGUUAGAAAAGCAAGGUGAUCAGACCAUCCUGGGGGACUGUUCUGUCUUUCAGAUCCAAUUUAAUCAGGAAAAGCCCCAAUUUAAGCUCCCCUCUGCAAGUAUGUCAGGUUUCAUGUGCUGAUGCUUGCAUAUGUGGAAUGUUAUUGGCUUGGUGUUAAGAGUGCCAGUUCUUUGUGUUCUGCUGAAUCCUGGUUUUGAAAUUCUACUGUUUGAUUUGCUUUUGCUUAGAAUUUUUAUAUUUUCCAUCCAUCCACUUUAUUACGGCCAAUGGCCAAAUAAAAUACAACUACAGAAUAAUACAAUCAGGUUACAGAGUAAAAGCAGAUAAUAAUAAAAUAAAACAAAAAGAAAAUCUAUAUUAUUAAUCCCCGUAGACGUGCCUCUGGGGGGAUGCGUCCCGGCAACCCAGCGGAUUGGCUGGGCGGCGGAGGUGCCGGAUUGGCUGGGCGGUGGAGCUCACGCGCGGCAGGAUUCAGGAGACUGUUGAGCUGCUGCCCAGGGAAAUGGCGGACGGCGGCGGGACCAGCCGUGGCGGGCACUGCGCGCCGCCAGUGUGAGGAAGCGGCAGCAGGAGCAAACGGGCCAGCA
Hemicordylus capensis (graceful crag lizard) is the source of this 3739-nucleotide messenger RNA. Its product is annotated as zinc finger protein RFP-like. Bases 327 to 1778 code for a protein of 483 amino acids. The transcript is spliced from 8 exons. Lineage: Eukaryota; Metazoa; Chordata; Lepidosauria; Squamata; Cordylidae. The record is from RefSeq and is a predicted model, not a curated record. Gene Ontology annotation, molecular function: zinc ion binding; protein binding.